AUGAGCUAUUGUCUCCUCACACCCUUGACCAAACUGGCGGUGGCAUAUUUCCUCAAAUAUGUGCUCCUCAGAAGCUGGGUAAAUGGACACGAGAACCAGCCACGGGAGAAAGGAGUCUUCUUUUUGAGUCGAAUCACUUACUGGUGGUUUAGCAGAGUGGUGGCGGUGGGCCAGAGACGGCCACUGCAGCUGGAGGACCUGAGUCCAGUGAGUGAGGAGGACUCUGCCAAGCAUGUCUGCUCUACUUUCCAACAGCACUGGAAGGGUCAGGAGGAGGCCGCUGGCAAGGACGAGAACGCUGACGGGGCAGAGGCGGAGGGGCUCUUGUUUGCUGGCUCUGUCCACCAGGGCUUCCGCCUCCUCCACGCCCUCUGGUUGACCUUCUCCCCGUCCCUGCUCCAGGUGGGCCUCCUGAGGCUACUCACAGACCUGCUGGAGCUGCUGGCUCCCCUGGCCCUCAGAUGGAUAAUCCUCUUCAUUGAGAACCAGGCAGUGUACGACUGGCAAGGGCGCACAUACAUGCUGGCACUGGUUGGCAUCGUCGUUUGCCAAUCUCUUGUUGAGCAGCUCUGUGAGAAACACAGUGGGAUGACCGAGGCUAAGGUCCAAGUUGCACUGACUGGGAUGCUAUACAGAAAGCUCUCAUGUGUUUCCAGUCAUUCUCAUCACCAGGGUGCUGGCGUGGCCGCCCACCUGUCGGGGGACAUUGAGAGGGUGGCAGGUCUGGUGGGCACCCUGCCCCUGCUGCUGUCCUGCCCCCUGCGCGUGGCACUGUGCCUGGGCCUGCUUUGGCGGGAGCUGGGCCCCGCCGCCCUGGUGGGCCUCACCGGGCUGCUGCUGCUCAUACCGCUCAACUCAGCAGCGGAGCGCAGGGCCAGCCAGCUGAAGAGGAGUCAGAUGACAGUGAGAGAGGACAGGGAGGCGCUGCUGACAGAGAUGCUGGCGGAGAUCAAGAUGCUGAAGCAGUUGGCCUGGGAGGCCUGGUUCCAGGAUCGUGUGACAGCGGCACGAGAGAGAGAGCUGGAGACGCUAAGCAUUCUGGGAUAUCUGACGGCCUUUCUUAUGCUGAGCCGCGUGUGUGAGCCCUUCCUGGUGUGUCUGUCCAGCCUGGGGGCAUUUGUCCUGAUGCAUGAUGGGAAUGUUCUCACCGCAGCACAAGUGUUCACCUCCAUCUGGCUCCUCCGGCUACUGCGCCCGCCACUGUUCCACCUCCCGAACCUCUCGCCCAUCUUGACUCAGGCGAAGCAUUCACUGUGCCACCUGGAGAGCAUCUUUUGCACUGAGACCACAGACUUAGACUGUUGCCAUCCAGGCACCACAUCAGAUGGAGCUGAACUAAGCCUAUCGUCGAGUUGCCUGACGGAGGCUUUGUACAGGAGCAGCCAAGAUGACCAGCUCAGUGAAAUCAAAGUGGAGAUGGACCGCGCAUCCACCAGUGGAUCUGGAGCAGACAUGCGAGGGUACCUGCGUGCCUUCGGCUGGGGCUGGGCGGGGCUGGCCCUCGCGGCCCAGCUGGGCCUGGUGCUGGUGUCGGUCGGACAGGACGCGCUGCUGGGCCUGUGGACCAGCGAUGCCAAGGAGGUCCAGGGUCUCGAGGGCUGGACGGAGCUGAGGGACUCACGCCUCUCUCUGUACGCAGUGCUGGGGCUGCUGCAAGCCAUACUUGUGUGUGGGGCUGCCCAUUUCCUGACCCAGGGUUCUCUAAGGGCCGCAGGUGGACUCCAUAGUGGGCUCCUGUCUGACGUGCUGCACCUCCCCCUCCACUUCUUCCGGAACACUCCGCCCCAGAGCGUGCUGCAGUCCUUCACACGGGACAUGUAUGUGAUUGAGCAUCAGGUCCCUGAGCGCCUGCACGUCUGGGCGCACUCCCAGCUGGAGAUGUGUGCCGUUGUUUUUCUCAUCUCGGUCAUAACACCCGUUUUCAUCCUGGCAGCUGGUCCUCUUCUCAUACUCCUAGUGUGGGUCCAGUCUCAGUACACAUUUGUUUUGAGGCGCAUGAAGUGUUUGGAAAUCGCCUCUCAUCUCUCCGUGAAAGCUCUAUUUCGAGAGAUGCCGCGCGAUGAGAAUGGUGAUGCCGUCAACUCUGCAGAUUUCAGCUAUCAAGAUCGGAGUGACCACCACCAGACGCUCCAUGACCACUUGGUGUGCCACUUCAACAAAAUCAUAAUGGCCAGUUGGGUCUCAUUGCGGUUAGACGCCAUCCUGUGGGUCCUGGUUUUCCUGGUCACUGUCAUCCUGAUGGACAGUGCCGACACCGUGGAUUCUGGGAUUGUGGGCCUGGCGCUCUUGUACACACUGAGGAUGCGGGGAGUUUUUCACCAGUGUAGAAAGGCAUCCGCUGAUGUUCAUGACUGCAUGCUGUCUGUGAGGAAAGUGGCUGAAUAUUCGAAUCUGGAGAAAGAGGCCCCGUGGGUGCUGCCCUGCAGAGUCCCCCCUGGCUGGCCACAGAGGGGAGAGAUCGAGUUCAGAAACGUUGAGACCAAAUGUCCAGACGGCCACCUACCAGCGCUCAGGGGACUGUCCUUCCACAUACAGAGAGGAGAGAAGGUAGCCGUGCUGAGCAGGGAGAGGGCUGGGAUGGAGGCAUUGGUGAGCUGCCUGCUUCGGACGCUAGAGGACGUUAGUGGGACGUUGCUGAUUGACGGAGUCGACGUGGCCUGUCUGGGCCUGCAGGAUCUGCGGCGCCGAAUUAAUGUCAUCCCUCAGGCGCCUGUGGUGUUCUCAGGCUCGCUGCGUGCCAACCUGGACCCAGCCAGGAUGCUUCCUGACGCCCAGGUAUGGUGGGCACUGGAUCUGUGCCACCUGAAGGAGACAGUGCAAGUGCUGCCAGGACAGCUGCUGCACCCAAUGCAGGAUGGCGCUGCCAGUCUCAGUCAGGGUGAAAAGAGGCUGCUCUGUGUGGCUAGAGCGCUGCUGAGGGGCUCCAGUGUCCUGCUGGUGGAGGAGCCGCUGGCCUCCGUGGAGCCCGAGGCAGAAUGUCUGGUCCAGCAGGUCAUCCACACAGAGUUCUCCGAGUGCACUGUCCUGACCUUGACCCAGAAUCUGCACACUGUAAUGGACGAACACAGAGUGUUGGUAUUGGACAUGGGCCGAGUGGUAGACUUUGACACGGCCUCCAACGUCUUCCAGAGGAACGUAGCCUUGACUCCGAGAGCCCAGACUGAUGCACUCAAAGGAACGCAGCCUUGACUCCAAGAGCAGACUGAUGCACUCAGAGGAAUGCAGCUUUGACUCCGAGAGCCCAGACUGAUGCGCUCAGAGUCUCCGGCAGCUGGAAGAGAAGCAAGUGAUUCAUGUGGACACCACUGUUUGGCUGCUACUACCUCAAACUGAAGCACGAGGUGUGCUCACAUUCGCAAAAAAAAAAAAAACAAACAUGUGUGGCGCUUUUUUUUUAUUUUGCUUUUGUUGUGAACACGUGCCAACACGGAUGAAUAGUUUGAAAUUGGAAUGUUUACACAAAAACGUUCAAAUCGAAAGGUUAAAAGAAAAAGGUUUGUCUCUGUUCAAAGCAUGUUAACACCUCUCAGGUCUGUUGAGGCUGGACUGGAAUGUCUUUGUGGCAUUCUCCCAGUAGGAAGAGGCCUUGAAUGCUCUUAGUUUAGAGUGAAGUACAUUCAGCUUUUUGGCAGCUUUCACAUUAUAACACACAAGAGCACAAUCACUGAUGAAUAAAAAUGCCCUUCUCUGCACUGUGGUUUUCUAGUUGGGACACAUGUACCUAAAUUCAUGCCAUGACAGUUGAAUACUUCUUCAUUUGACUUUUGUACGCUCUGACAGGCAGUAACAGUAACAUGAUGAAAGUCAGGUGCCAUGCAGCACUUGUGCCAGUGCAAGUACUAGUCCAGUGGUUCCCAACCUGGAGUCCGCAGAUCCCACUAGGGGGCGCCAGAGAGUGCAAGGGGUCCGCACAAUGCUGCCUGGGCUGAGGUUAUAUAUAUGUAUAUAUAUAUAUAUUAUAUAUAUAUAUUAUAGAGAUUGCAGGGGGUCCGCACAAUGUUGCCUGGGCUGAGGUUGUAAGAUAACCAAAAUUAUAUUUGCGCACAUUAAAUGUAUAAAAUCCCAAUAACACACCCAAUUGGAUAAUCAAAGUUCUGUAUAAUCCAAAUUAAAACAUAUUUUUCCACAUUUAAAUUCAUGUAGCUAUUUAUUACCUCUGACCUCUGAACUUAUAAGUUUGUAAUUAAUCGCUUUAUUCUUUUUGUGUGUGUAUGUGGGAAGGAGUUCGGGUAGGGGGCACUCUUAGACACAGCCAAGGGGGCCUUCAAGGAAAAAAGGUUGGGAAACACUGGACUAGACAUUUCAUUUGAAAUCUCAAUCUCAAAUGCUACAGAUCUUUUACAUUUUCCAAAGGUUUUCAGUUUUAUACAAGCAAUAUUAUGGUAAGUGCUAAAUUAUUAUACACUGUAUAAAAUUAUCUUUAGACUUCAAAUGUAAUAUGUUACAAUGUAUAUACUGUACCAUUCAUGAUUUUGUUUGUUAUUUAUUACAACUUAUUUAUAACUGGUCUGAGCAUUAAAGCACAUUAUUCAAUUUUCCUGUAAAAA
Molecule: messenger RNA, 4547 nt
Organism: Alosa alosa (allis shad)
Lineage: Eukaryota; Metazoa; Chordata; Actinopteri; Clupeiformes; Clupeidae
Gene: abcc13
Product: ATP-binding cassette, sub-family C (CFTR/MRP), member 13
Exons: 24
Coding region: 1-3189 (1062 amino acids)
Biological process (GO): transmembrane transport
Cellular component (GO): membrane
Molecular function (GO): ATP binding; ATP hydrolysis activity; ABC-type transporter activity
Source: RefSeq, a predicted model, not a curated record